AUGGAUGCAGAAAAUGAUAAAACUGAUAUAGAAGACAGUCAAAGUAUCACAGAUGUCAAUGAAAAUCUAGAGAAUUCGGAUAAAAAAGAAGAGACAAACGAAGCAAGUGAAAAASAAGAAGAUGGGAAUAGGACAAAAAGUGAAAAUGAACGAAGAUUUGAAGACAUGGCGAUGGUUGAAUUAAGCAAACCAUGGCCACCACUCCUGACAGAAAUGCAAGGAAAACCUCGCUCAUUCAGCGAUACAUCUCAAAUGCGUGCCGUCUCUAAAGCAGUCGACGAAGAUGUUCGCUCGUGUACAAGCUAUAUGCAUUUUCCACACAUUUCUGGACAGUUGAAAAGAAUCCGUGAGUUACAGGGCUCUUCCUCAACUCCACAUCUACACCACUCUUUCAGUAGGAUGCACCUACCGCAUAUUAGUGACCCAUGGGAUCCUGGCGAGGAUUUUCCUACAGURUCCGUUAUUGCAUUAGCGGAAGAGCGAGAAAGAGCUAGCGUCGAUGAUUCUAUCGAGGAUAAAGAAGGUGAUUCCAAGGACGAUUUUGCAAUAAGCGACGAAGAAAACGAAGAAUCCAGUAAUGAAGCGCGGUUAAAUGAGCAUGCUAUUUACACUUGGAAUAGAGAAGUGGGAAGAACGAGAUCUUUAUCAGAGCCAGCCGAUCUGCUUGCACAGAAGGGAAACAUUGCGCARAGGCCUAGGGCGAUGAGUAUGGAGAGCGCAGACAAAGCCAAGAAACCUCCAUCACGAUUACAGUUUCAGGCCACUCUCUCUGGUCUUGAAGAAGAACAUUCGGCUGAAAUAGAGACAGAGUCAGAUGGAGAACACAGCCAAUCGAUACUAGUAUUGGCAGAAAGCAGUGAGAUGAUUCCUGAGUYAGAACCAUCAGAUCAUAAAACCAUAGAUAGUGAUUCCAGCGAUGAAAUUCUAACUCGAUGGACAAGGCAUGAUAGUAGACGAAGAUCAGGAAGUUUUAGCACGGAYCUAGCUACCAUCGACGAGAAUAAGGAUGAAAUUAACUCUCUUUURCCAAUGCUAAGUGGCUCAAGUGGUACACCCUCUGUCCAGGCUUUAGUAGAUGAGGUCACCAAAGAUGUAAUUGACAGGUCUUCUGAUGGAAGGAUUGUUAGCACUGWUGACCCCAGUGAAAACGAGAGUGAAGACUCUACCGCUUACGUUGAUCCUUCAAAAAUAAUUAAGCGUAGACUUACGCUGCCUCUUGCGUCUCCUUUGCGUAAAACGCAAACUGACUAUGCAACAAAGAUGGAAAGAGAAGCAUUUGAUAAGAUAAGCCAAUGGAAAACCAAGUUCGCAUCGAAGCUUGAAGAUAUUCUACGCAAAGGAGUCGAAGAAAAGGAAGAGCAAAACAAGCAAGUGAAGACAGUUKUUUUGGACGUUCCGAUGAAUUUAUCAUCAGAACAACUUCAAGAUUUGAAAAAGAAUAUGAUCGAUGAGUUGAAAGAGAAGUCCAAUCAAGGUGACGUGAAGGAAAUCMUACUAACACCGCAAGAAUCGCGACGCUUUCAACCAAAAAUCAGAAAAGAACCUUCAAACGUUGCAGAUGAAUUCAAGCAAGUCUCUUCGUCUGAUAYYCACAAAGAGAAAAAACUUGAUCCUUCAGAACUUUUGGAACGUCUUCACCAUCUCCAACAGCAAACACGACGUAGAGAACCRCCAUCUACUGUUGCUCGAGGAUUUGAUGGAAUUGCUGAUGCCAAGGAAAAAAUAGCCGAGUUAAUGCAUUGGCACGAUCAAGAACGARAUAAAUUACAWCAGGAAAUGGAGACAAUGCUUGCUGCCGAAAAGCCUCCCAGCUYGUCUUGCUCYUCUCUGCCUCAAAUGUCAAUUGAUAAAGAAAGCUUGGAAAAGGUUUUCCUAUCUCUUCAAACCGUUACUGAUACCAUAUUCAGAGAAACUAUUUCACGCUUAAAAGGGACUAUUGACAACGGAAUUCUCUCAGUUGGAGAACUCAAACACUCGAGUGAAAGACCUUUGACAAAAGUUGACCAACAAUUUGCCGACGAUAAGCCUGUAAKGGAUGCUAUYUGCCAAACAUCUCCAACGCAAAGCCAAAUUCCUGUACCAGUUAAAAGGAAUAAGUCUCCAAAGGCAAAAGGCUCUUUCAAAGGAGUUAAAUCGCCUGAAGGAAAGGACAUUACUUCCAAACGUCACGUGCCAGAUCACGUGCACACMACGAGCAUCGGUGAACAUUUCUGCCACAAGGAAACUUGCGUUGGUGUUGAGGGGGAUACAGAAAGUUCUACGUACACAGAAGAAAGUUCAGCUCAUUCCUGUGAAUGUGACUUUGCAAGCGAGGGAAAUUCUCCUUCAGAGAAAGARGUAUCAACUGGUGACAGCUAUGGAGAUAAAUAUGGAAACAUACUUUCUCAGACAACUUGCUCAACGACUACAGAUGAAAUUGAAAGUUCUAGCAGUACAAUGAAGUCUUUAGAGUCAGAUGCCAUUGAAAGCAAAAAGAGGAGAAAGAAAAUAGGUCACUUUCCGUUUGAUAGCUCYGACGAAGAAGCUGAUGAAAGUGACGCAUGUAGUGAAAUAGCAGACCUUCUCGGUGUCUAUCAAGUUUACAACUUGAACAAUGAUAGAGACAAUGGCGAGCUUACACGACCACAAGCCCCUGAACCCAUGACCUACGAAGAAAGAGAUGCUCUGGAAAAAGUUAAGAGGCAAAAAAUGCAGUUAAAAAGCUACAAAAGAAAAAUCCGCGAAUUCAAAAGCAAGAACAAACGUCUUAAAGAACAAGUGAGGCUGUUAGAAGUACAGCAACGGGAAUGGCGCGAGGACUUCUUGAUAAAAGAUAAUCGGAUCUCAGAUUUGAAAAGAGAGGUCGACCACCUAUCGUUCGUGAUGCAGAARUACAAGAAAGCCCURGAAGACAAGUCCACUAUCGUCAAGCACAAGGAGAGACAAAUUGUCAAACUUUUGCAGUCAGGACACGACGAUUUAGGUGAUAGGUCACAGGAAUCUCGUUUACGUCAAAUGGAAAGACAGUUGAAGGAAGCUCUAGAUGACAACGUUCGAUUGCAGCUGAAACUCGACAACAAAGGAGAUGGUGGAGAAYCUSUUUUCCUGUACGAGAACACUUCGUCUUCGGAGUUCCAAGAAAAAUUGGAAAGCGCCUACCGACGAACUUCAGAACUAGAGCAAGAAUUGAAAGAAAGCAAAAAGAAGUUGUCCAAGUACAUCGCUGAAAAAGAAUCUAUUUUUGGUGAAACUAAGGCAAGUGAAAUCGUAGAUGAGUUGAGAGAAACAAUAAAUCAGAAGGACAAAAAGAUCAAAGAGCUUAAAGAUCAGCACAGCGUAGAAGUACAAGAACUUACUGAAGAGAUCAGCGAGGCGAUGACCGAACGGGAUCGUCUAGUACAGGAGCUAUCAGAAUUACGCCCAUUAAAGGAAUCAGAGGAUCUUGAGAAAAACAACUUGGCUUUAAAGGCAGAAAUAAACCAACUCAAAAAUGCUCUAGCCGAUGMUGAAGCUAAGUACAAGGAAAAGUCAGAGGGAAAUGGCAUGCCAGUCUUCUUGRAGCAAACAAGGCACGCCGCAAACACUCAUGGAGGAGAAGGAGAAAUAGAAUUGCUGAAAAGCGCACUUGAGGGAUACAAACUCAUGAUUCAGCGACUUUUGAGUUGUAAAGGUGCAGGCUGUCAAAAUGAAGUUCCUGAAUACCAGGAGAAAUUAGAAACGAUGGCUCGGCUAGCUCAUGAACGAUGUGAGCGACUCGAGUCAGAACUAAAAGACAUUGCUGCUGCCAAAGACAAUGAGACAUUAAAGCUUCAAGAAACAGAGAUUCGGCUGAAAAAAGUAGAUCAACAGCUACGAGAUAUGAACAGUUUGGUUUAUACGCCACAAUCGGGAUCAUUGGAAGAACUAAAGAACAAACUAAGAGUGCUUGAAGAAGAGAAUUUUCAAUUGAAGAAGCGUAUCACCCCUGAAARWGAAAKAGAAAAGGGURCAACAAUUCUAAUCGAAAUCACAGAAUUGCAGGCGAAACUUGCUCAACGUGAUCUCGAAAUCAAAGAUUUGCAACGUAAGCUAGAUGAUGCUGAAACAAGACUGCGACAAGCUCGCAAARCAACUGCAUCAGACKCUGGAUAUUCUGGUUUUUCYAACUAUUCUCUUACAGACAAGAAGUACGAUUCACUGGCGCAAAGGUACAAAAGGCAAUGGGAUGAAGAAGCAGAACUUCACCAACAAGAACUCGAUGAAAUAAGGGGCGUUAAUAGGAACCAAGCGUUGCCAUCAAGUGGAGAGAAAGAARUGUAUAAACUCAGACAAGACUUGAAAACAAUCAAACAAGCUCUGGAUGAUAUUGUCAAAGGUCAAGGGCAAAAAAAUACUGAUCUUCAUAACGAGCUGACAAAUGUUCUUGAUGAAAAGGAAAAAGAAAUGGGAAGACAGGAGUCAAUUUAUAAACAGAUGAUGGAAACGAGAGAGAAACUGUUCAGUGAACUUUUAAAUGAAAAGAACCAAAUCAUCCAAAUGCUAAAAGAUCAAAGUYCCAAAACAGUGAAUCCAGAAAUGCAAACUGACACCAUCACGAAAAAGAUCAAGKCUGUGAUGGARAAAGAAUGGACACCAAAACUCGAUGAACUUAAGAUCCACAUCGAAAGUGCAAUUGCUAAAUCUGUUGAAGCCUUGCCCGGCGAUGUGGUAGCRGAUKCUAUUAAGUCAAACGGAUCAACAAUGACACGAAUUGAGAAGACCACCGAAGAAACAUGGAGAAAAGUAAAAGAGGAACUAGCUGAACUGAAGGACUUCACCUUUGAAAUGGCCGAUGCAAUCGAGAAGGAUAUAUACUCCUCCCACGAGCAGUUCCUGGAUUUUGUCAAAUGCACCUCUGAUGACAUCAUCCGUUGUGUAASUGAUGAAGGUCACRUGACUAGAAAAUCAGUUUUGGACCAAUUACAGGCCGCGCGACAGUCACGUGACGCGACGAAAUUCGAAGAGUUCUAUAAUUCUUUGGAUACAUUUGGAAAGCGCAAUUCCAGAGAGUUACGACAAGCAAGAAGAGAUGUUCUUUUAGCUGCCGAAGCAGUGACAAAUACAGCAGAUGAACUUCACCAUCUUAAAACUACUCUAGAAGCAAAAUUCUCGGUGAAUGAUGUUAUAAACAAGGACGAACUUGCAAGAAGGAUACAAUUAAUCAAUGCACAAGAAGAAGUCAAGGAACUUAGAAAAACUGUUUCAGAYGCUCAACUUGCUGCAGAAACCCUCCAAAAGAUGGAACAAGAAUACACUGAGAAGGCAAAAAACAUCGAGUCAAAUCUAAUCAUGAGAGAAAUAAAACUUGUCGACUUAGCAAAUAGCGAACAAGGAGGAAGUGAAAGGGGCGUGUCCAUCCCCGAUGGCUUGAGAAGAAAUCCAUUAUUUUCUAGUCAAGAUGACGAGAGACUAAGAGAAGUUCUUCACAGUUCUGCCUCCUUGGGAGAAGUGCAAGGUCCAAGUAGAAUUGAAGACGAACACCGACGAAGUCAUAACCCCCUUAUAAGUCAAACUCCACCAUCAAGAGACUAUGURACUCUGAGAGAGCGAUUACAGAGGAAAGCAAAAGAAAAGCUKAGUUCUGAAGGGAUGUUCCAGGAACCUUAUAUUUCAAUCUCCACUGGAUCCACGAUGGCCUGGUCACGUGACACUACUUCGUCAAGCUGACCUUAGAUGUCUGAGGAAAUGUAUUUCAUUUGGAUGCACAUCUUUUCUUUUCUUSUACUUACUACUUUGUAAAGAGAACUUGUCAA
Messenger RNA from Exaiptasia diaphana, 5750 nucleotides. RefSeq names its product myosin heavy chain, fast skeletal muscle-like. The coding region runs from base 1 to 5664 and encodes 1887 amino acids. The record is from RefSeq and is a predicted model, not a curated record. NCBI's taxonomy places the organism in Eukaryota, Metazoa, Cnidaria, Anthozoa, Actiniaria, Aiptasiidae. The transcript is spliced from 5 exons.